Closterium sp. Naga37s-1 is the source of this 1101-nucleotide messenger RNA. The record is from the annotation of a GenBank genome assembly. Lineage: Eukaryota; Viridiplantae; Streptophyta; Zygnematophyceae; Desmidiales; Closteriaceae.
AUGCAUCAUCCAAUGAUAGCGAAUUCGCUGCAGGACAUAUGGAGGAUUUAUGAUUCGCUGCUUCCUUUCGGCCCGCAUCCCUUUGUGAUGUUCGCCUCCCGUGGUCGGGCCGGCACCCUCGUCGCGCCGCCCCGCGUCGCGCCUUCCCCUCUCCUCAUCGCGCUUUCCCCUCCCCUCGUUGCGCCGCUCCUCCCCUCGUCGCGCCUCCUCUCUUCGCGCUCCCCUCAACGCGCCAGCACCCUCGUCGCGCCUCUCCUCGUCGCGCCCCAUUCCCUUCGCCGCGCCUCCCCUUGUCGCGCCUCCUCUCUUCGCGCCGCUCCCCUCAACGCGCCAGCACCCUCGUCGCGCUGCUCUUCGGCGCGCCUCCUCUCCCCCUGCCCUAAUCUCACCCUAAACCCUUGCCCCCCUUUUCGGCCCUUCCAUUCCCUCUUGUUGCCUUCCCUUCUCACCCCUUCAGGCUGCUGUGAGAAUGUAACAAAACUAUCCCCCACAUCCCCCCCCUCCCCACUUCUUGCCCAUCCCUCCAAAGGCUGCUUCCCUCAUCCCCCCCCCCUCUCUCCCCCUCAUUUUCCCCCCCUGCUUCCCCUCAUUUCUCCCCUUUCUUCCCCUCAUUUCCCCCCUUGCUUCCCCUUAUUCCUUCCUCUGCUUCCCCUCACUCUCCCCCCUUGUUUCCCCUCAAUUCCUCCCCCUGCUUCCCCUCAUUUCCCCCCCUGCUUCCCCUCAUUUCCCCCCCCCCUGCUUCCAAUCAUUUCCCCCCCUGCUUCCCCUCAUUUCCCCCCCCUGCUUCCCCUCAUUUCCCCCCCUGCUUCCCCUCAUUUCCACCCCCUGCUUCCCCUCAUUUCCCUCCCCUGCUUCCCCUCAUUUCCCUUCCUGGUUCCCCUCAUUUCCCUUCCUGGUUCUCCUCUCGUUUCCCCUCUUGCUUCCCCUCGUUUCCUCUCUUGCUUCCCCUCAUUUCCACCUUGCUUCCCCUCAUUCCCCCCUCCUGCUUCCCCUCAUUCUCCCCUCCUGCCCGUCCUUCUUCCCUUCUCCUUUUCCCCGCCCGCCCCCAUCAGGUGCAGCAGGCUGAAGAAAGAGCCCUGUGGUGGCGCCAUGCAACCAUAG